Messenger RNA from Mesorhabditis spiculigera, 1155 nucleotides. The record is from the annotation of a GenBank genome assembly. NCBI's taxonomy places the organism in Eukaryota, Metazoa, Nematoda, Chromadorea, Rhabditida, Rhabditidae.
AUGAACUGCGCCCCGAAGACUCGCGGAAACUUCGAGAUCUAUACGGAGUCGCCUGUUGAUGAAAAUUCUAAAGACACGAACAUCAUCCAUCAGCUAGACCGCCAGCUCAAAGAAAAAUUCCGCACCGUUGACUGUGUCGUCAAGGGAAUCAAUGACAAGCCCGACAUGCCCACUGACUUCUCACAUCUGCACGCCCUCAACAAGAAGCCACAGCCUCUUUCGGUCCACGUACCUAAUAUCAAGACCCUUCCUUCAAGCUCUACCCUGGGUUGUUCGACUGUAUAUGAGGACGCGAUUUCCUCGACGAGUCAAGAAUAUAUUGACGCUUUGGCCGACUUUGCCGAACCCGUAAAGGUUUCUGUUGCCGAGGAACCUUCUGAAGAUUUCGUGGAACAAGCCGAUCUCGAUGACUUUAUGCUAACGUACAUGUUGGAACGGCAGAAGAUCCUGCGUCUACCCAACUAUCUCUAUCAAACGGAGGUCACCGAACACGCCAGAACGGUGGUCGUCGAAUGGCUGAGCAGCGUGUGUCUGGAAUAUGGAAUGCACAUUCAAACUUUCUGUCUCGGCGUCGCGAUCAUCGACAAGUUCCUCUCCGUCACAUUUGUGGAAAAGCAGAAGCUGCAAUUGGUGGCAUCAUCAGCGAUUUGGAUUGCGAGUAAGUUGGAGGAGAUCUACCCGCUGGAAAUGCACCAGUUGGUCUUCUCCAUGGACAACGCUUUCAACGAAGAACGGGUCCGGUACACCGAGCGCUUGAUCCUCGAGAAGUUGGACUUUAAUCUGGGAUUCGCCACUUCGUACUGGUUUGCGUCGAGAUUCUCACACCAGCUGAAGGUAUCUUCGCUUGUCAGGCAUAUGGUGCGAUAUUUGACGGAGCUGGCGUUGGUUGAGUACUUCCUCACCCAAUUCCGACCCUCCACCCUCGGUGCUGCAAUCGUACACACAUCGCUAUUCAUUGUUGAUGGUGCGAGCCUCCAUUCCGAAUCGUUGUCCAAAUUGAUCGACGUGGACCAGGGUGAACUCGAGACACUCUCGAAAGAGCUGGUCAUUCUCUUCAAGGAUGCCCCCAAACGCUUUCCGUGGUCCAUCUACGAGGCGUUCAGCGAUCCUGUCCACGGCUGCGUCGCCACGAUUGCUUGUCCUGCUGUUCCUUUG